This is a messenger RNA of Larimichthys crocea (large yellow croaker), 1118 nucleotides long. Its product is annotated as microtubule-associated protein RP/EB family member 3. Gene Ontology annotation, molecular function: microtubule binding. The record is from RefSeq and is a predicted model, not a curated record. The transcript has 10 exons. The coding region runs from base 204 to 1016 and encodes 270 amino acids. NCBI's taxonomy places the organism in Eukaryota, Metazoa, Chordata, Actinopteri, Sciaenidae.
UCCAACAGCUUAGCGUUCGAAGCGCAGUCUCGCGCAGCUUGCUGAGGCAACAGUCGGGGUUAUAGCAACGGGAAAGCCCGUCAUUAAGACACAACGGGACGGCUGUGAGAGAGACGCUGCGCACUUCAGUCUUUCUGUAAGGUGGUCCACCACAACCACAUUUGAACAGUUCACACCCAACUCACACCCAGCACAGCAGGAGGAUGGCGGUGAAUGUCUACUCCACCUCUAUGACCAUAGAGAACCUGAGUCGUCAUGACAUGUUGGCAUGGGUAAACGACUCUCUACAGCUCACCUACACAAAGAUCGAGCAGCUCGGCUCAGGUGCUGCUUACUGUCAGUUCAUGGACAUGCUGUUUCCAGGCUGCAUAUUGUUGAAGAAAGUGAAGUUUAAUGCUAAACUGGAGCACGAAUACAUACACAAUUUCAAGGUCUUACAGGCUGCAUUCAAGAGGAUGAAUGUGGACAAGAUCAUCCCUGUGGAGAGGCUGGUGAAGGGGAAAUUCCAGGACAACUUUGAGUUCCUCCAGUGGUUUAAGAAGUUUUUUGACGCCAACUACGACGGCAAAGAAUACGACCCUGUACUGAUACGGCAGGGCCAGGAGGGAACGCCGCCUCCACCCAACCCAGGUGAACCCAUUCUCCACAAACCUAAAAGACCCACUCGCCCAGGCCCCAUGAGAACUUCUCCCACAGUGCCGAAGACUGUUCCCACUCCCCAGAGGCAGAUCACAACAGCAACCCGCAGGAGCGCUCAAAUGACCCGCAAUGGAGGAGACGCUGAGCUCAUCGAGCUCAACCAGCAGCUGCUGGAUCUGAAGCUGACUGUAGAGGGACUGGAGAAGGAGAGGGACUUCUACUUCGGAAAGCUGAGAGACAUCGAGCUCAUCUGCCAGGAAAAUGAAAAUGAUAACAACCCAGCCCUCAGCAAAAUUAUGGAUACACUGUACGCCACAGAGGUACCGGUAGAGGGGGUCACAUGGCAAAGAAAUCUGCUUUCUUCAGGAGAAAUCUAGUCGGGGAAAUCAGGAGGGAUUUGCACCACCAGAUGAUGACGAGAUUGACGAAGGGGCACGGGGAGACCAGGACGAGUUCUGAACUCCUUCUUCAACCCCUAA